CGGCUCAAUCACGACAUUUAUUCGGCGUCCACUAUGCAUCAUCUCAACACUCUCGCUGUACGGACGUCCAAACACAGUCGAGCUUACUGUAAACACCGUGAACGCGCCGUCCACGAUUCUCCCAGCAAAUAACAUGGGUUAAGAAGAGGAUGUCUGGAUAAUUCAUUUCAACUCUUUGCAAGGAUGGGGACUCGGAUACUGUUUUCUGGCAGAUGCAUUUUGAAGAGAGAAAUCAAAGAAGGGUUUUAAUAUACACCUUCCACUCUUUCGUUUCCCUUUCCUUCUUUUCUUUUUUUGAGAGAUGAUCGCAGAGUUGGUGUGCAGCGCCGUGGCACUGCUCCUGUAUGUCAACACACUGGACGCCGAUUUCUGCUACGAUGACAGCCGAGCAAUCAAGACCAACCAGGACCUUUUCCCCGAAACACCUUGGAUUAACAUCUUCUACGAUGACUUUUGGGGAACACUUCUCACCCACAGCGGAAGCCACAAGUCCUAUCGCCCACUCUGCACGCUCUCCUUUCGACUCAACUAUGCCCUGGGUGGCUUAGAUCCCUGGGGUUACCAUCUGGUUAAUGUGGUUCUACACUGCACGGCGACUGCCCUGUUCUCUAGCCUCUCAAGCCUGCUGUUGGGGUCGGGUUGCUGGAGCCUGCUGGCUGGGCUUCUCUUUGCUGCUCACCCCAUCCACACCGAGGCUGUAGCGGGCAUUGUGGGUCGGGCAGACGUGGGAGCCGCUCUCUUCUAUCUUCUGGCCCUGCGCUGCUACAUUCGCCACUGUACCUUGAGGACAAGCAGUGCCCAUGGAUGGAGCUGGAUGUGGUUUUUGGGUACCUUGGGGUGUGCUUCAUGUAGCAUGCUGUGGAAGGAACAAGGUGUGACGGUGCUGGCUGUUGCUGCCAUCUAUGAUGUGUUUGUCUUCCAUAAGCUGAAGCUGCAACAGGUUCCUGCUCUCUUCCAGAAGAAGAAGAACCUGCGCCUUCUCCUGAGUGUGUUUCUCCUGGGCCUCUGGGGUGUCAUCCUUCUAGCCUGCCGUCUUUACUGGAUGGGCAACAAACCUCCAAACUUCUCGAACUCAGACAACCCUGCAGCCGACUGUCCCUGUUUCCUCACCAGAACCCUAACCUUCCUAUUCCUGCCUGCUAUUAAUGUCUGGCUCCUCCUCUGUCCUGACAUGCUGAGUUUUGAUUGGUCGAUGGACGCCCUGCCUCUCCUGAGGAGCAUUGCCGAUUGGCGAAACCUCCACACCGUUGCCUUUUACACCUCACUUCUAUCUCUGGCCUGGUUUGGACUUCACCUUUACCCAACAAAAAGCAAAGAAACCAAUGGUAAAGCCCAUCAUGUAGCAAAUGGAAAGUCCACAAAUGGACACAGCUGUAGCACCGAUUAUGACAACUCAACUUUUUACUCAAACUCGGUGCAGAUGAAUGGAACAAACGGGACUGUAAAGCACUAUUCAUCAUCUUUACCCACCACUGAGAGUUUAGUGGUCUUUUCAUUGGGUUUAUUAGCAGUUCCAUUCAUCCCAGCCACCAAUCUGUUCUUCUAUGUUGGUUUUGUUGUCGCCGAGCGAGUGCUGUACAUCCCUAGUAUGGGCUACUGUCUGCUGGUGGCUUUAGGAAUGAGGUGUUUAUAUGUCCGAUUGAGGAGAAAGUCCUCCAGAACGUUGGUGUUGGGCUGCUCUGCUGCGCUGGUUCUUCUCUUUGGGAUUAAGACGGUGUUGAGGAACCGAGACUGGCAGAAUGAGGAGAUGCUAUACAAGUCAGGGAUAUCUGUGAACCCUGCCAAAGCCUGGGGAAACUUGGGAAAUGUCCUGAAGAACCAGGGGAAGGUGGAAGAGGCUGAGCAAGCCUACAGAAAUGCUCUGUACUACCGGAGGAACAUGGCCGACAUGUUGUAUAACCUGGGUCUGUUGCUCCAGGAGAACAGCAGGUUUUCAGAGGCCCUUCACUACUAUAAGCUGGCCAUUGGGAGCAGGCCAACGCUGGCUUCCGCCUACUUGAACACAGGGAUUGUCCUGAUGAACCAGGGCCGUCUUGAGGAAGCCAAGCGCACUUUUGUGACUUGUGCUGAGAUCUCAGAUGAAAACCUGAAGGAUCCGCAUGCACACAAAAGCUCGGUCACAAGCUGCCUCUAUAACCUAGGGAAGCUGCUUCAUGAACAGGGCAAUCAGGAGGAGGCCAUAUCUGUUUAUAAAGAAGCAAUACAGAAGAUGCCCAGGCAGUUUGCCCCGCAGAGCCUUUAUAAUAUGAUGGGAGAGGCCUUCAUGAGGCUGAACAAACUCACCGAGGCAGAACACUGGUAUAAAGAGUCCCUGCGAGCCAAACCUGACCAUAUACCAGCACACCUCACAUACGGCAAGCUCCUGGCUAUGACGGGUCAAAAAACGGAAGCAGAGAAGUUCUUUCUCAAGGCGAUUGAGCUGGACCCUACUAAAGGAAACUGCUACAUGCAUUAUGGUCAGUUUUUGCUGGAGGAGUCGCGGCUUUUGGAGGCCGCUGAAAUGGCAGAGAAAGCCGCCCAGCUGGACACUGAAGAAUUUGAUGUGGUUUUCAGUGCAGCUCACAUGCUCAGGCAAGCCAGUCUCAAUGAUGCCGCUGAGAAAUACUACAGACAAGCUGCCAGCCUGAGACCCAAUUAUCCUGCAGCUCUCAUGAAUCUCGGAGCGAUUCUGCAUCUCAACGGUAAACUUCAGGAAGCAGAAGCCAAUUACCUGCGAGCCCUGCAGCUGAAGCCAGAUGACACCAUCACUCAGUCCAACCUGCGGAAGCUCUGGAACAUCAUGGAAAAACAGGGCUUGAGGACCAUGGCACCUUAACUUGGACACGUUUGAUUACUCCUUCACCUUUGCUGAGGUUGUAACAGAGAUGUUCUCUUUGAGCUCUCACUAGUGAGGUAAUCGACAUCCUAGGGCUGACAAAGAACUUUUUCAAAACCUGGGUUACCUCAUGUGACACUUAAAUGUCUGGUAAAACGGAACAUUCUGGAACAGUCUAGACCUGCGGCGCUCCCCAGACAUGCCGGGAGUCUUUAACUUGAAGUGGCCCAUAGAUACAUACUUGAAGUCUCACGCUAAAUUAGAUGGCAAUUAGUUAGUCGACUCUUAAUAGUCUUGAAGGGCAAUAUUUGUCCUGAGGCUGAAUGAAACUGAGAAGGAACGAGUGCUACAACCCCCAUGAGGCUAUACUCUGCAUGUACAGUACAUUUCCAUGUCAUUUCUCCAUUCUUAUGAUUGGAAUCAUUAAUAUUUAAUGAACACAUCAUGGCGGAAACAUGUGGAUGCGUAAAAAAAAGCGUACAGUCUGAAUAUCACAAAAAAAUAAGAUAAGGCCAAACAUGUUCUCAUGAAAUCAUUCUCACUGCGAAAAAAAUAAUUAUUAUAUAUAUCCAUCGUGUCAAAAUGAUUGAUUUGUGAGGUUGUUAAUGUAAUGACACUGUAUAUAUGAGCACGGAUGAUUUGUGAAGUUUGGUUUUUGUGAUCUGGUAUUUAGUUUGGACAUUGGGAGCCUGUCGAUGUUUCGUCAAUCCAUACAUGCCAUACCCACAACACUCGAUAACAUGUGGGAUCAACAGAUUGAAUCCAUAUUAAUGCCAAAAAUGACAGGAAAGGAACACUCGAUAAGCUAUGUAGCCUGAAGGAAAUCUUAGUGAAUUGAACUUGCAAGCUUUCUUUGCCUUACUUUGCAAACUUUUAUUUUUGUUUGGAUUUGUUUUUUAACUAAAAUGAAACGGGCAUGAGAAUUUCAGCGGACUGUUUUUUUACCGUUUCACUACCAUCCAACAGUUUGGGGUGAGUAUUUUUUAAAGGGGUCAUAGUCUCUAUAUUCAAAAGACAUUUUCACAUAUCAAAUAUACUGUAUAAAAUAUGACAAAUAUGCCCCUGACUGUUUACAUUUACAGAGACAAACAAUAUUUGGACAUUUUUAACCGCUUAAUCUUUUCGGUGCACACAUUAUGUCUGUGCGCUGUGUGACAAGACUUUAACAGCAACACACAAAACAUCUGCAUUGGUUUUAGAGUAACUGAGGCAUGAACUGUAAAGGCUCCACCCUCUUCUGGAAAGUAGGUGUGGAGCAGCAUCUCAUUUGCAUUUAAAGUGAGACUUGUGAAAACGAGGGACAAAUUCCAAAAAUUGUCAUACUGUGCACUAACAUUAUGGUGUAAGUGUACAAUGUGUUGUUAUUAGAUGAUAAUUUAUAGCAGCAUUCAUGGGAAACCUGUAAGUAAAACCGCAUUUUGCAAAUGAGCAAUUUCACACUCGCAGUAAAUGAGCAAUAUCACACUCGUCGGCGCUAGUGGGAGGCUGGUGUCCCACCAGUGACAAUAUACAUCCACAUUUCGCUGCUACGAGUGUGAUAUUGCAUUUAUACAACUGAUUAUAUAAUAAUGUAUAUUAAAAAAAAAUCUAACACGAAUAGUCUCAAAACCCUUUUGUAUGAGGAACUACUUUCUUCCGCCACUCAUUCACAUCUGCAGCUGACGUCAGAACAGCAGAAACCAUUGCUACUUCACCAACGUGACUUUAGAGCUACUUUUUAAAUGAUUAUCUACCGUAAUGUCUAAAGUGAUGGCAAAACAGGUGAUUUUGCUGACAUUUAAAGAUUAUAAGACUGAUUGGCAUUAAAAAUGCCAUCAAUCUACAGAGAUUUCCCAGUAUUUCUCUUUUGCAAUCGCGAUAUCACAAUAAUUAACCCUAAUAAAGCUAAAGCAGCGCAAACACUAUCUGAUUACUGUUGUGUUUGCGAUUUGGAAAAAUGCGUAAUUCUUCUUUCUGUUUACUGAACAGUCUGCAGUAACAAAAAAAAACAUGGAGACUCAUUAGAAAUAGAUGGCCGACCAAAAAGUAACUCAGGAUUAAACAGAGUGGCCAACAAAAAAUACAUACAUUCCUAAUAUGCGAGUCCCAUCUCACACUCAAAACACUACAAUUAUAUAGAAUAUACACAGCACUGCAACAUACAAAAGAGAGAGAUUGACUUAGAAAGUCACUUACUAGUUUUAUAAUGAUUUGAUCAGCUGUAGUUUAAAAUUACGCUGGGGUUUUCCUCCUCAAAGGGCUUAUUAUGCGGUCUCUGUCGCCAUUUUGUGGAUGUUGCUGUAUCUCCGAAAUUAUGAAUAUUUAAAAUAGGCACUAUCAUUAUAAAUAAACUGCAUAGUUGUAAUCUGAACAACUAUAUUCAUGCCUAAAAAAACCUCUAAAGUACAUUAUGUUGUCCAACAGCUGCAAUAUUUGUCAGACUGUAGUGAGUUUAUUGAUCUGCUGUUUCUCUAUGUGGGCGGAUUAAUACAGAAGGGUGAGGAGGCUGUAGGAGUUCUGAUAUUGCAGAAUAUCGCACGGCUAUCAGCCAAUCAGAUUCAAGAACCAGACAGAACUGUUGUUAAAAAUAUAAAUACAGUGCUGCGCAUAAAUAAGUACACCCCCUUUUGAAAAUGAAUAUUGUUAUCCAUUUCUCAGUAGAUAUUUUGGUUCAUUUUAACAAAACAGAUUUAUUGAACAGUUAUAUUCCUUUAAAAUAGUUUGGUCACCUAACAUCUUUAGAAAUAUAAAUAUAAUACAUUUAAGUUUAAACAAAAUAUUUAAAAAUAAAAUAAACACUACAACAUUUCAACUAAGUUUUAUUUAUUUUUGUUUUUCUUUAUUUCUUUAUUUUUUCUCUUUUAAAAAGAAAUUCUUUCAUAUUUUUUUCCAAACAUAAAGCUGGCUAGUUAUUUUGAUUAGCUCCAGAGUUGGCUUCAGUAAUGACUAAUCUAAUGUAAAUACACAAAUAUAUCAUUAUAAAGCAUUCUAGAAAACAGUUAUUUAAAAUAGAAAUUUGUGAGGGAUGUGCGCAUAUACACUAAAUAAUGCUGGGUUCAUGUUAAGUUAACUUUAUUGUCUUUACAAAUUUAAGAAGAGAUUAAAGUAAGAUAGAACAUGAAAUAAUUAUGUUGUCCCCAACAAGCUCAAGAAUUGUGUUGAUUCAGCUCCUUUUAAAUAGUGUAUGCUUAACACUGCUUAAAAUACUUCUGUUUAGCAAACACACAUUAAAUUGAUCAAAAAAGUAUCAGUAAAGAGGCUUGACAUCACAAGAAUAAAUUACAUUUGAAUAUAUAAUCAAAUGCUUUCAAAUUGUAAUUGGUAAACAGUAUUACUCUUUGUUUUUUUCACUCUGAUUUUGACAAAGUCCCUUUAAGGCAAGUCAUUUCACUCAAUGGCCAUCUUUGAAACGCCUCUCGGGCAGUAUUCUCAGGCAUUCAGUUUGAAUGAGGAAACAUCAAAUUCUCCAAAAUUGCUUGCCAAGUUUACGAUUAAAUUUCAGAUUAGGAAUCACCAUUAAAAUUAAACAGCAACUGUCUCUUUAGUUUAAUUUCUAAGCAUUCGAAUCACACAAAAUCUGCAGAAACUCAUGUCUGGUCUGAGCCCUCCCCCCAGGGAAUCGUCAGACUACAGCAGUCACUGAUUGGCUCCUGCACUAGAAGGCGGGGCUUCAUUCCCCAAAUUGACUGUUACAUUUUUCCACAUCCAAAACUAUACGAGUGACAUGUCUUGUGUAUUCUAGAGUCUUUGGUUUUAAUCAAUGAAAUGUCUUUGUGAGCAUAAGAGACUUCUUUCAAAAGCAUUCAAAUAUCCCAAACAUUUGAAUGGUGGUGUUUAUUAUAUCUGAACGUAUAUAGGCAUAAACCCAAUAGUAAUGUCUUUUUUUUGACAGAACUGGUUCAACAAACCGUAAACGCAAAGCUUUGACCGGUAACUCCUAACCAAAUACAAAUCCUUUCACUUGUUGCACUCAUCUAACAAUAUACAGCCAUAGAUUUGUAAGGGAUUGUUUAUAAUUAAUGUUGGUUUAAUAUUCUUUUCUUUUAUGUUUAAGUGUACAAAUGGAACCUAAUAUAUAAAAUGACACAUUUUACAGUUUGAUGUUUUCACUCAAACUUUAAAAAUCACAAUAUGUCAAGUAUUUGGUUAGUUCGGUCAGCAUUUUUUGGUCUCAUGUUUGUCUUUGUUGCAUUUUUGCUCCAGCUUUGUGUAUGUAUUUAAUUAGAAUAAUUGAAUAUUAUUUGGUGAUCACACCAGUUUUUUAUGAAGGAUUUUUCUGAUGGCUUCUCAUUCACAUUGUUCUGAACCAAAAAUGAAAUUCUGUAUUUGUUUUCUCACCCGAAAGCUCAUAUUACUUACUUCUGUUGAAGAAAUUUAGAUGGAUCAUUUUCAUUCUGUUGCAGUGGUGCUAUUUUUUCACAUUUACUGAAGCUAUACGAUUAUAAAGCUGUACUUUUAUGUUGCUGCUUUUGCAAUUCGCAAGUCCCCCUCCAUUAAUAUCAUAAAAUCAUUAAAGUAAGGAAUGACAUGAGAGUAAAUAAAUAACAGAAUUUUUAUUUUUGGUAGUACUGUCCCUUUAAAAGUCUAGCAAAUGUCAUGUCGGAGGUCUGAGUCAGUAUUAACUUAUUCCCUUUUAUGUUGUCUUGAUUGAAAAAGAAAACAGCUGGCUCUGUUAUAUGUCAAAAAAAGUGUUUAAAUAUUUCUGAUUCAAGGUGCCCUUUUUUAAAACAUUCUGAGCUUAACUAAUUCAUCCAUUGUUUCAUUGAGACGUGUGUAAUGGGAUCAUUUGAAAGGGAAUAAACCCAGAAUUUGUCAUGCAUUCGUCUUCACGGUUUCUCACAUCAAUGUGUUUCUUCACAUUUCUGUUUCUGUGUCUUCUCUUUCCCUCACAGCUUUUUAUUCUCCAGAAUACAAGAUAGUCAGAUACAUUAUCAGAUAUUGUAUUUAGAAGAUUUAGUUUACAUUUUAUUAGAAGUUUAAUAAAAAAAUUAUAUAUAGUUCAGCCAAAAGUUAAAACACUGUAGUUAUUUAUUCACCCUCAUUUCAUUCCAAAGCUGGAUGACUGUUUUUUCUUCAGUAGAAGAGCAAAUAAUACAUUUAAAAAUGUUUUGGGACAGCAUGAGAGUGAGUAAAGAAUAAAAACACUGUUAAUUUGGGGUGAACUAUUCCUUUAAAGUGCCUCUAUUAUGCUUUGUGUAGUGUAUGAUAUAGAUUGUAAAAGAGCAAAAUUUGCAAAAAUGCAUGAUUAGUUACAACGAGUUACUGUUUCCCAAAUGAAACAUCAGCCCAAGAAAAACAUCUGUUUUGACCCCCAAAUGCUGUUGUUUUAGAAGAGUUUGAUUUGUGCUGUUGAUAACUUGAGAAUACACUGGGUUCCAUUCACUAUUUGCAAUUAUUUGUAUUUGUAUGCACAUUUAGCUUAGUUUAGUUAUAGGAACUAAACCCCAGACUGUUAUCAUGUGCCCUAAAGUGGUUUUGUACCAUGUAGUUAUAAGAACUAGCCAUCAGGCUGGUCCAUGCUGAACUGAAGGUGUUUGUUUGUUUGUUUGUUUGUUUGUUUGUUUGUUUGUUUGUUUGUUUGUUUGUUUGUUUGUUUGUUUGUUUGGUUGGUUUAGUUUUUUUUUUUUUUUUUUUUGCAGUGGGUAGCUCUAGGAGCUUAGUUAUAAAACUGGCUAGCAGAACUUAAAACUACUCAACAGGCUGGUCCAUGCAGAACUAAAGGGGCUUUCGCAACAGAUAGCUCUAGGAACUUAGUUAACCCUGGGUAGCUAUAGGAAUUAGUUAUAAGAACUAGCCACCAGACUGGUCCACCCAGAACUAAAAGGGCUUUCAUAAAAGAUAGCUCUAGGAACUUAGUUAUAGGAACUAACCAACAGGCUUAUCCAAGCAGAACUAAAGGGGUCCUCACAGCGGGUAGCUAUAAAAACUUAGUUAUGGGAACUAGCCGCCAGACUGGUUUACCCAGAACUAAAGGGGCUUUUGCAACAGAUAUCUAUAGGAACUAAGUUAUAGGAAUAAUCCAGGGCACUCCCUCAAAGACUACUGGAGAACUAGGCAUCUAUAGGAUGUUGUUUUAUGAAACUGGCUAACUGUUUAAGUCCCUUGACAGCUAAAGGUGCUUUGUAGCAGGUACAGUAGCUAUAGGAACUAAUUUAUGUGUUUAGAAUUAGAGUUUAGAAUUAGGCUAGUCCCCCAAGAACUAAAGAGGCAUUUGCACUGGGUAGCUACAGUAUAGGAACUUUGUAAUAGGAAAAACCACCGGGCCAGUCCUACAAGGACUACAGACGCUUUCACACAAGGUGUCUAUAGGAACUUGUUUUUAGAAACUUGUUUUUAGAAAAGUCCCCUGAGAACUAAAGGGACUUUUGUGCCAUGUAUCCAUGUGAAUUUAGUUACAAGAGCUAGCCACCAGGCUAUUCCUUGGGGAUUAAAAGGGUUUUCACACCAAAUAGUUAUAGGAACUCAGCAUUAGGACCAAGCCACCAAACUAGUCCCUAAAAACUAAAAGUCCUCCUUAGACUAUUUUACUGGUUCCAUCUUGUUGGUCUGCAUGUUUUGUAACUAAGGCCCAGUGUUUUCUGUGUUGCAAUAGCAAAUCCACUUUGCAUGCACUCCCAUUGGCGGUUCAAAUUGAUACAGUAAAACAGAUGUUAUCGUCUCUGCUUACAGUAUAUCAAUGUUUUUAAAAGUACAGUAGAAGCCUCUGGAACUAAAAUUGAGAUAUGGUAUUGGGCUUGACACAAAUCAGUAAUAACAGACAGAGCCAUCUGACAAAUCAGAGCAAAGCAUUUACAAAAUGAUACAUCUGUCACAUAGCAAAAUAGGGGCAUUUUAAUACAUAAUACUAUAUUUGCAUUGUGAUUGCAGUAGAGUAAAAUUUAAUUACAACUCUUUACAUGUCGUCAAAGGUUGUGAAAUCCCCAUAGCACAUUACCAUAGUAAAAUGCGUACUUUUAUUCAGUUGUAACGUGAUUGUCUUGUCUGACAUCUACAGUGUAAGAUAUCCGAGUAGUUUCUAGUGGUCUUGGUUGUGACUGCAUCAAACUGUUCUGUUUUUAGCUGUAGCCAGUGUGUCAGUUUUACAUCGAUCGAGACUCCUGCACCCGUACGAGUGAGUGUGUUCAUGUCUUUCCUCAGGGAUUUCGAGUGCUGGUGUUAUCGAAGUUGGUGCUCUCAGAGCGGAGAAAGAGUUUACUUUAAAGAAAAAAAAAGAGUUUUAUUUUUUGGAACGGUGUUGCAUUUGUAUAAAUGAUCAAGAUUUGUAGCCUUUCUUUCUUAUGUUUUUUGUAUAAAGACUGACGUAUGUGCCAGAUAAGACUUUUUUCCCAAUGUCACCUUUUUCUCCAUAAUAAAGUUCCAGGUGUUUGGCUCUCUU
Messenger RNA from Danio aesculapii, 10169 nucleotides. It is a transcript of the gene tmtc2b, whose product is annotated as transmembrane O-mannosyltransferase targeting cadherins 2b. Gene Ontology annotation, molecular function: mannosyltransferase activity; protein binding. The record is from RefSeq and is a predicted model, not a curated record. Gene Ontology annotation, cellular component: endoplasmic reticulum membrane. Lineage: Eukaryota; Metazoa; Chordata; Actinopteri; Cypriniformes; Danionidae. Gene Ontology annotation, biological process: protein O-linked glycosylation via mannose. Bases 302 to 2815 code for a protein of 837 amino acids. The transcript has 12 exons.